AUGCGUCGUAGUGUCAUUCGGCAGCGGAAAGAGUUCCUUGAACGCCGACAAAACGAACAUGUGCACACCGCCAUUCAUGCACGCAAGGAACAAUUCCGCGAUGCCUUAAACACGGCCACACCACUACCAGGACAUCUCCGCAAGGACGCCGUCGCCUUAAAGAAAUUUACAGAAUUGGAUGAUGAUCAGACCCGUACACUGCAGAGCACUGUGGAUGAUGAGUACGCCACUGCGGGAGUAGAGGACCCACAUGUACUCGUCACCACAUCUCGUGAACCCUCACAGAAGUUGUUGGAGUUUGCAAAGGAAAUACGUCUCAUCAUACCAAACGCCGUGCGCAUGAAUCGAGGAAAUCUUAGCGUACGUCAACUCAUGGAUGCCGCACGACGUGGACAAUAUUCUGAUGUUGUUGUCUUGCAGGAGUCGCAAGGUGUUCCUGACAGUUUAACUAUAUCCCACUUACCGCUUGGACCCACUGUGGUGUUUACUAUUCACAACCUUGUUACUCGUCAUGAUAUUGAAAAUGUGGGAACCAUGUCUGAACAAUAUCCUCAUCUCAUCUUUGAAAACUUUACCACAAAAUUGGGUCAUCGUGUGCGAGAUGUACUCAAGUAUAUGUUUCCUGUGCCAAAAUCAGAGGCCACCCGUGUCUUGACAUUUGACAACCAAAAUGACUUUAUCAGUUUGCGGCAUCAUACCUUUAAGGUAGUAAAGGGACGCGAAGUACAACUCACGGAGAUUGGACCACGAAUGGAACUCACACCAUACCGUAUCACACUUGGAACACUUGAAAUGGAUGAUGCAGAGACGGAAUGGGUCUUACAUACAUACAUGAACACAGCAAAGAAGCGCCGACUUAUGUGA
Trypanosoma theileri is the source of this 864-nucleotide messenger RNA. RefSeq names its product U3 small nuclear ribonucloprotein (snRNP). The record is from RefSeq and is a predicted model, not a curated record. The transcript has a single exon. NCBI's taxonomy places the organism in Eukaryota, Euglenozoa, Kinetoplastea, Trypanosomatida, Trypanosomatidae. Bases 1 to 864 code for a protein of 287 amino acids. Gene Ontology annotation, biological process: rRNA processing. Gene Ontology annotation, cellular component: Mpp10 complex; nucleolus; small-subunit processome. Gene Ontology annotation, molecular function: snoRNA binding; rRNA primary transcript binding.